Molecule: messenger RNA, 3588 nt
Organism: Chaetura pelagica (chimney swift)
Lineage: Eukaryota; Metazoa; Chordata; Aves; Apodiformes; Apodidae
Gene: GNPTAB
Product: N-acetylglucosamine-1-phosphate transferase, alpha and beta subunits
Exons: 20
Coding region: 1-3588 (1195 amino acids)
Biological process (GO): carbohydrate phosphorylation; N-glycan processing to lysosome
Cellular component (GO): Golgi apparatus
Molecular function (GO): calcium ion binding; UDP-N-acetylglucosamine-lysosomal-enzyme N-acetylglucosaminephosphotransferase activity
Source: RefSeq, a predicted model, not a curated record
AUGUUUGAUUCGUACAGAGACAACGUUGCUGGCAAAUCAUUUCAGAAUCGGCUUUGUUUACCCAUGCCGAUUGAUGUGGUAUACACCUGGGUGAAUGGCACAGAUGUUGAACUGAUCAAAGAAUUGCAACAGGUCAGAGAACAGAUGGAGGAAGAACAGAAAAUAAUGAGGGAAAUCCUUGGAAAGAAUGCAACAGAACCAACAAAGAAGAGUGAGAAGCAACUGGAGUGUUUGUUGACACACUGCAUCAAAGUGCCAAUGCUUGUCUUGGAUCCUGCACUGCCUACCAACGUGACACUGAAAGACCUGCUGUCCAUUCAUCCUGCUUUACAAGCUGCUAACAACAUGUUCUUUGUAGCAAAACCAAAAAAUCCUUCUACCAAUGUGACAGUAAUUGUUUUUGAUAGCCCUAAGGAUGUUGAAGCUGCCCAUUCUGGAAUGUUAAAAGACAACAGCAAACAGAUAGUAUGGAGGGGUUACUUGACUACAGACAAAGAAGUUCCAGGUCUAGUAUUAAUGCAAGACUUGGCCUUUCUUAGUGGAUUUCCAGCUACAUUCAAAGAAACAAAUCAGCUACGAACAAAACUACCGGAGAGCCUGUCUUCUAAAGUAAAACUGUUGCAGCUCUAUUCAGAAGCGAGCGUGGCUCUCUUGCAACUGAAUAACCCCAAGGGCUUCCAAGAACUAAGUAAGCAAACAAAGAAGAACAUGACUAUAGAUGGAAAAGAACUGACGCUUAGUCCUGCUUAUUUACUGUGGGACCUCAGCUCUGUCAGUCAGUCCAAACAGGAUGAAGAUAUAUCUGCCAGCCGUUUUGAAGAUAAUGAAGAGCUGAGAUACUCAUUACGGUCAAUAGAGAGACAUGCCCCUUGGGUACGGCACAUUUUCAUCGUCACUAAUGGACAGAUUCCUUCCUGGCUUAACCUGGAUAAUCCUCGGAUAACUAUAGUAACACAUCAGGAAAUAUUUCAGAACCUGAGUCACUUGCCUACCUUCAGUUCACCAGCUAUUGAAAGUCAUAUUCAUCGUAUCAGUGGCCUCUCUCAGAAGUUUAUCUAUCUCAAUGAUGAUGUUAUGUUUGGGAAGGAUGUUUGGCCUGAUGAUUUUUACAGUCACUCUAAAGGUCAAAAGGUUUACUUGACCUGGCCUGUGCCAAACUGUGCUGAGGGAUGUCCUGGCUCAUGGAUUAAAGAUGGUUACUGUGAUAAAGCCUGUAAUAACUCAGCAUGUGAUUGGGAUGGAGGUGAUUGCAUUGGUAACAGUGGGGGUAGUCGCUAUGUUGCUGGUGGAGGUGCAGUUGGAGGUAUCGGGAAUGGACCACCAUGGCAAUUUGGUGCAGGAAUAAGUGGUGUUUCAUACUGUAACCAAGGCUGUGCUAAUUCCUGGCUAGCAGACAAAUUCUGUGAUCAGGCCUGCAAUGUCCUUUCCUGUGGAUUUGAUGCUGGUGACUGUGGCCAGGAUCACUUUGAAGAGAUGUACAAAGUGACGCUUCAGCUUAAUCAGACCUACUAUGUUAUUCCCAAAGGUGAAUAUCUGCCCUACUUCAGCUUCAGUGAAAUAGCCAAGAAAGGAAUGGAGGGUUCAUACAGUGAUAAUCCAAUUAUCCGGCAUGCUUCUAUUGCUAACAAAUGGAAGACUAUCCACCUCAUAAUGCAUAGUGGCAUGAAUGCAACUGUAAUCUAUUUUAACCUUACAUUUCUAAAUAAAAAUGAUGAAGAGUUUAAAAUGCAGGUAGCUGUUGAAGUUGAUACUAGAGAGGAACCAAAGCUGAACACAAGUUCCAUGCAAAAAUCUAACUCUGAUUUUAAAGCUGUAACUUCAGUACCAGAAGCUGAAAUGAUAUUUGAGGAUAUUCCUGAAGAAAAACGCUUUCCAAGAGUCAGGAAGCAUCAAAAUGGCACAAAAGAGAGUCUACAUGAAGAGGUGAUAAUACCAUCAGUAAAUGUGUCUCUCCUUCCUAAAGAUGUUCAGUUAGCACUGCAGAACCUGGACUUAAAACUACUAAAUGGUGAUAUCACUCAGAAAGGAUUUAACCUAUCCAAGGCUGCUCUCCUGAGACCUUUCCAGUUCUUAACUACUGUAAAGAGUGUUACAGGCCAGGAAAAGAGCGGUGUGCAUAAUCAUUCAGAAGAUCAGAAGAACCAUACCAGCUUGCAGAAGCCUUAUAAAGAUGUAAAUGACAGCAAAAUAAAAAGAGCAAAUGAAGAAGUUCCCUCAAGGCUCACAGGAACAAAGGGGACUGUUGUGACAAUGCACCCAAAUAAAGCUAUUUAUAAACUAAAGCCUAGGUCCACAUUUCCCUCUCUGAGCAUGGGAAAUAAAAAUGGAAGUAGAGAAAAAGUAUUGAAUGCACUUUUAUUAAGAGAAACGCAGAAAUCAAAACAUACUGGGAAUUCAGAUACUGGAGAAGAUGCACAGGAAGUGGAAGGAGGGAAAGAUGGUGUGCAGGUGGAUACAAAUGUAAGGGCAGGACUAGUGGGAAGAAAAUUACAGUCUUAUGCUGGAAGUUACCAAGGCUUUUUGCCGUGGGAGAAAAAGAAGUAUUUCCAGGACCUUCUUGAUGAAGAAGAAUCAUUACUCAAACAAAUGUCAUACUUUACUGAUGGUAAACAUUUUGGAAGGCAGCUGAAAGAUACUUUUGCUGAUUCCCUUCGAUACGUAAAUAAGCUUUUAAACAGCAAAUUUGGAUUUACGUCUCGGAAAGUCCCUGCUCAUAUGCCUCAUAUGAUUGACCGCACUGUUAUGCAAGAGCUGCAGGACAUGUUUCCUGAGGAGUUUGACAAGACAUCAUUUCACAAGGUGCGGCACUCAGAAGAUAUGCAAUUUGCUUUUUCAUAUUUCUACUAUCUUAUGAGUGCAGUCCAGCCACUGAACAUUUCUCAGAUCUUUGAUGAGGUUGAUACGGACCAGUCAGGCAUUUUGUCUGACCGAGAGAUUCGCACAUUGGCCACAAGAAUCCAUGAGCUACCGUUAAGUUUGCAGGAUUUGACGGGUCUAGAACAAAUGCUAAUAAAUUGCUCUAAAUCUCUUCCUGCCAACGUCACUCAGAUCCAUGGUAUCCCACCAACUCAGGAAGCAUAUUAUGAUCCUAAUCUGCCUCCAGUAACAAAAAACCUAGUGACAAAUUGCAAACCUGUGACUGACAGAAUUCGAAAGGCAUACAAGGACAAAAACAAAUACAGGUUUGAAAUCAUGGGAGAAGAGGAAAUUGCCUUCAAAAUGAUUCGCACAAAUGUUUCUCAUGUAGUUGGUCAGCUGGAUGACAUACGAAAAAACCCCAGAAAAUUUGUUUGCCUAAAUGACAAUAUUGAUCACAAUCAUAAGGAUGCUCAAACAGUGAAAGCGGUGCUUAGGGACUUUUAUGAAUCAAUGUUUCCCAUACCUUCCCAGUUUGAACUGCCAAGAGAAUAUCGGAAUCGUUUCCUUCACAUGCAUGAACUCCAAGAAUGGAGGGCAUAUAGAGACAAGCUCAAAUUCUGGACCUAUUGUGUUCUAGUAACACUUAUUGUAUUUACAGUCAUCUCAUUUUUUGCUGAACAGGUUGGGGCCUUAAGUAACACUUUCCGUGGUCUGAUGAAGAGGGUGUAA